Suillus fuscotomentosus is the source of this 885-nucleotide messenger RNA. RefSeq lists its product as uncharacterized. NCBI's taxonomy places the organism in Eukaryota, Fungi, Basidiomycota, Agaricomycetes, Boletales, Suillaceae. The record is from RefSeq and is a predicted model, not a curated record. The transcript is spliced from 3 exons. The coding region runs from base 1 to 885 and encodes 294 amino acids.
AUGGAUACAUCUUGCACCUCUCUGUACAACGGCAAAGUUGCAAAUCCGGCUUAUGGUCCGAAUUUACCCUUUCACGCACAGGUUGGACGUCUGGCUUGUCGUUCUUCGGCUCAAUUCUAUAUUUCAACCACUCUUAAAGUGCACCCACUUUUCUCGGCGGGAGACUAUUUUGGGCCCAAGAAAACGAUAUCGAUAUUUGUCAGGUUUAGCCUCGGGCCAGGACUACACCGUCAAAUGAGGCCAGCUUCUAAAUUUGCUUACUGGAAUGUUGACGCCAAACAUUCUUUGAUCGUCUCUCAAGGCUAUAUUCAUCGUGUCGCUCAACUCUUCGGAACCGAUGUAUCAAUUGUCAUAUCAGUCGCUCUCUACGUUGUGUUUUCGACCGCUUACCCCCGAAUCAACGACUUGACUCGGGCGACGUGGGCAUUUUCCACACCUGAGGUGCCAUGGCGUGCAGUGGUUAUCGCCAUGUCUUCGACCACGUUGUCUAUCCCACUGUCUUCUGUGUAUACGACCAUUGCACUUAGAAUGACAACCAUCAUGUCCGUCGUUCCAAAUUAUCAGCGGUUCCUCCAAGAUACCACAUCUUUGUACCGGCCACUCUGGCAUUCUUUUGGAGAAGAGUACUUUGACAGCUACCAGGCAUAUUCCUAUCCUGUUGCGGCGGAUUGCAUUACAGGAGAGAAGGUGCUGGUAGUACUUAUCAUAAAUGCCGUGUUUGCGAUUUUGGGAAUUUCUGGUGCCACAUGCGGGACGGCCGCUGGGUCGAUAUAUACUGAACAGACACAGUAUUAUGGUCUUCUCUGCCAACCUGACACCCAAACAGGUUCCAGAGCUACCGAAGCCUUUUGUUGCGAGGCUUCUGAGUAUGAUAGAGGUGACUAG